Molecule: messenger RNA, 1898 nt
Organism: Marasmius oreades (fairy-ring Marasmius)
Lineage: Eukaryota; Fungi; Basidiomycota; Agaricomycetes; Agaricales; Marasmiaceae
Exons: 11
Coding region: 109-1806 (565 amino acids)
Molecular function (GO): monooxygenase activity; oxidoreductase activity, acting on paired donors, with incorporation or reduction of molecular oxygen; iron ion binding
Source: RefSeq, a predicted model, not a curated record
UGACUCCACUCUCGGCAGCGCCCAAGUGUACAGGAAUUCGCGCUGAGGGGAUUUAUAAAGCGAGCAUGGACGCCAUUAACUAUCUCAUUGACCAUCUCGACUUUUAAAAUGGUGAGCUCUGCUUCCUUGACAGAUGGAAUACUGUUUUCCGUUUUCUGUGGUCUGAGUCUGCAUCCUUUAUUCCAAAAGCUGGAGAAAACCCACCUUCAACCUCUCAAACGCCUUGCUCUCAUAACUCCCAUCCUUCCUUCAUACUUCCUCUUGCCUCACUUUGAGCGUUGGUCGUGGUUCUGGGCGUUGUUUGUGGGCUACACAACGUGUUAUGCGUCUUUGUUAAUCUCCAUCGUGCUCUAUCGGUUAUCGUUUUUUCAUCCCCUGGCGCGGCAUCCUGGCCCUCUGUUAGCCAAGUGCACCAAGUUCUGGGGCGUGUAUCAGGCUUCUACUGGGAAACUUCAUGUCAAGUACUUGGAACUGCAUCGUCGUUAUGGACCGGUUGUUAGAACAGGGCCGAAUGAAUUAUCAAUCUGUGAUGUCGCUGCGGUCCAACCUGUCCUAGGAAGCGACGGACUCGGGAAAGGAAACCUCUGGGACGGAAGGAGAAUGCCUCGCUCGGAUAUUAUUGCGCAUAUUGGCAUACGAGACACGACGGAACACAUGAAAAGACGAAAACCGUGGAAUAAAGCAUUCUCUACCUCCAGGAUCAAGGCGUACGAGCCCAUCAUGAGGGCAAGACUACACCAAUUACUGGAGAGUCUCGAUGAUGAAACAGACAAAAAGAGGAGCGUCGAUCUAGCCAAGUGGUUAUCCUUUUUUGCGUACGAUUUCAUGGGAGACAUGGCCUUCGGUGCAGGGUUCGAAUUAAUGCGAAACGGUGACGCGCAAGGUCUCUGGAAGAUUAUGGAAGACGGCCUUGUAUUAUUCGCCAUAACCCAACACUUACCUUGGUUCUUUGACCUUCUGUUCAGUAUACCUGGCAUGGGUUCUACCCUGGGUUCCGCUUCGCUAAAGCUGCAAGAUUUUGUCUUUCGGACAGCGACUGAUCGACAGAAGCGCGGUUCGGCACUGAUGGGAAAGGAUAUCAGCACUUACCUGUUGGAUGAAGAUAGCGCGAAUCCGAAACCACCAGACUUUGAAAUUUACGCCAACGAGGCAAUAUUGGCCGUCGUGGCUGGGUCAGAUACAACUGCCACCACGCUGAGUUGCGCAGUUCACCAUCUCGUGCGCGAUAAGUCUAUCUUCUUCAGGCUUCGUGAUGAAAUCGACGCGGUAUUUCCUAUAAAGGACGGGAAGACUCCUUACGAUACCAUGGCAGAAUUACCGAACAUGCCUUUCUUGAAUGCAGUCAUAAACGAAGCACUCCGGUUAUAUCCUGCCGUCCCCACAGGCCUUCAACGUUCUCCAGAGCGAGGUACGGGCGGAAAGGCCGUAGCAUCAGUGUUUAUUCCAGAGGACACACCAGUCAACAUCCCUGCCUACGUUGUCCACCGAGAUCCAAGAUACUUCAGCCCCAAUCCUGAACGAUUCUGGCCCGAUCGAUGGAUUGUUGAUAGUAAAGACGUUGAAACGAAUCGAGAUGCGUUCAUCCCUUUCUCUGUCGGCCCUAUGAGCUGUGUUGGGAAGUCACUAGCACAACUGGAACUCCGGUGUGUGAUCGCAACGUUGGUGCAGCGUUUCGAUAUGGAAUUUGAUACGACGAAUGGGUGGCACGAAGAUGAGUGGGAGGAAAAGUUGGAGGAUCAUUUUGUGUUUAAGAAGGGUGUGCUGCCUAUUUUGUUGCGUAGGAGGGAAGGAUUUGAUCGCGUUUAGAAGUUGUAUUAAGAUGAUAACAAUCCCCACUAACAUUAAUAAUGAUAAUAAUCAAUUGGUCGUUUAUUGAACGAGUUCAAGCUUACACACCC